Molecule: messenger RNA, 1368 nt
Organism: Rasamsonia emersonii CBS 393.64
Lineage: Eukaryota; Fungi; Ascomycota; Eurotiomycetes; Eurotiales; Trichocomaceae
Exons: 2
Coding region: 1-1368 (455 amino acids)
Molecular function (GO): protein binding
Source: RefSeq, a predicted model, not a curated record
AUGCCCGCCGCGACGGACCGGAACGAGACAUUGCCUGAUCCCGAGUUCCCGUCGAAGAGGACGACCACCCUCCUCGACCUUCCUGCAGAGCUCCUCCACCAGAUUUUCUCCUACCUGCCCGCUACAGACCUGGCGUUCGUGUCGUCCACGUGUCGGACUCUCUUGGAGCACGGCAACAAUGAUCUCCUCUGGGCGGACCUGGUGAACGCGAACCUCCCGGUCAAGAUCAAAGAUCCUGGCCCCUUCGACUCCUUCCGCAGGCUCUACAUCGCACACCAUCCGUACUGGUUCGUUCCGCGAAAUAAAAUUUGGUUCUCGGACGAUGAGCACACUGGGAAGCUGAUCUUGGCGCGCUACGAUAAUCGGAGAGGCGUGAUCGAGGGAUUCCGUCUGGUCGCCGAAAAGGGACGAGAGCAGAUCAGACAGUGGGAAUGGGAUCCCACCGUAUUAAUAGAAACGUUUACCCCCAAAGUCCGGCUCUGGCUCGACGAUCCAGUUCUGCUCUUGAAGAACCCCACAUGCGUCCGACCUCGCCAGCGUCAGUAUGUCCAUGGUGAGUUUCGCAUGCCGAUGGCUGCGGAGUCGCAAAACAUCUACAGCUCCUUUUCGUUAUGUUACGAGAACGUGCACGGGAAUCAUUCAGCGGCUCGCCUGGAGCAACUGUGGCCGCCGGUCAACAUUCCGAGCGAGAACCGCGUGUAUCGCUCCCGCGGUGUGGACGGUGCAGGGAAUACGCAGUCUCAUCUGGGGCCGGUUUCUGAAUCAGCCUUUCGAGUCAGGAAAUGGGCACAUUUCCGGAUAGGUAUCCCGAUCUUCCCGGCUGGCAGCCAGGAAAACCUAUCGACGUUUGCUACUCUAGACCCAAAGCUCUACACGCCCACGAAGGAGAAACCCUACCAGGGAAUAUGGGUGGGUGAUUAUUCGUUUCACGGCUGCGAAUUCCUCCUCUUCGUCCAGCGAGACAAGGCUCCGGCGUCAGGACAAGCCAGCAGCUCGUCAGCGUCUUCGGAGCAGGAUGGCAACGCGGCCGGCAGUAACACAACUGAAGAGGACAAGGUCAUCGAACAGGGCCGUCUAGAAGGGAUCAAACUCACGGGCGAUCCGAACGUGCCUCGCGGUGAAAUCUCCUUUGUGGCGGAGGACAUUGGACCCGAUGGGUUGAUCCGCAUCGCGGAAGAACGCAUCUUCCAAGGAGCCAGAAUCGUACGCAGCAAGGGUCAUAUCGCAUCCCGAAAUUUCAGAAACGAUCAGUUCAUCGACGCCCAACUGAUCCUCAUCUCGCACGACUGCGUCGCCCAGUACUGGGAGGCUAUGCACCACAUAUCUUUCUUCCGCCGGGUAGACAUUGAUCAGUUGCUGCGGAGCUGA